GAAUCACAAUUUAUAAUCAAGAAAAACGGAAAUGGAACAGAGAGGAAGCAGAGUUAUGUUGAGUUCUUGUUCAUCUUGUGUCAAUGUGUUACUCCUCAUGUGCCUUAUGCUUCUGAGUUUGUCAGCUGAUGCGUACAAGAACUACACUGUGGGAGAGUCCACGGGAUGGUUCGAUAUUCAGGAGAGACCCUCUGCUAAUUAUCAGAAAUGGGCUGAUUCCAAAUCCUUUUCUUUGGGUGAUUUCCUGAUUUUCAACACAGAUAGUAACCAUUCGGUGGUUCAGACAUAUGAUUUCAAAACAUACAAAGAUUGUGAUUACGACAAUAAUGAAAACAAUGAUACAACAGAGUGGUCGGCUGCAAAUCCUUCAGCAACAUCUCCUGUUCCCGUCUCAAUAAGUGUUCCUCUUGUUAGAGAAGGUUCCAAUUAUUUCUUCUCAGGAAAUUAUGAUGGCGAACAAUGUAAAUUCGGGCAGCACUUUAUGAUCAAUGUAACACAUGGUCAGGGCUUACCAGAUUUAUCAUCACCAGAUGAAGCUGCUGCGCCUGGACCAGGCGAAUCCGGUGAUGAUGAAGUUGCUCCUGACACCAUCGUCCCAGCCAAUUUCGACCAUCCUAAAGAUAUUGAAAGUGAUAAUGAUGAUGAUAAAGAGAUACUCUAGUAGUUAUCUUUCCUGAUAACUCUAGAACUUUAAUAAUAAAAGAAACAGAGAGCAUUAGU
Messenger RNA from Arabidopsis arenosa, 720 nucleotides. The record is from the annotation of a GenBank genome assembly. Lineage: Eukaryota; Viridiplantae; Streptophyta; Magnoliopsida; Brassicales; Brassicaceae.